UCGAAGUUCUUUUCCCCCGAAGGCUCAAACCAUGCCGGGACAAAUCAGCAAGAAGCGCAGGUUCGUAGCCGACGGCGUUUUCAAUGCCGAGUUGAACGAGUUCCUCCGUCGGGAACUCGCCGAAAACGGAUACUCCGGAGUCGAGGUCCGCAAUGGCGCCACCAAGACUGAUAUCAUCAUCAUGGCCACCAGGACUCAGGACGUCCUGGGCGAGAAGGGACGCAAGAUCCGUGAGCUCACGGCUGUCGUUCAGAAGAGGUUCGGCUUCAAGGAAGGUACCGUGAAUCUCUUCGCCGAGAAAGUGUCCGCUCGCGGCCUGUGCGCCAUCACCCAAUGCGAGUCCCUUCGUUACAAGUUGAUCGGUGGUCUUGCCGUUCGUCGCGCUUGUUACUCAGUUCUCCGUUGCAUCAUGGAGGCUGAGGCUAUGGGCUGCGAAGUCGUCGUUUCUGGAAAACUUCGUGGACAGAGAGCCAAGAGCAUGAAGUUCGUCGAAGGACUCAUGAUUCACUCUGGUGACCCCACAAACCACUACGUUGAGACGGCCGUGCGUCACGUUCUGCUCAAGCAGGGCGUGCUCGGAAUCAAGGUGAAGAUCAUGCACCCGCACGACCCUCUGGGCAAACGCGGACCCGCUCAGCUUCUGCCCGACAAGGUUCAUGUCGUCGAUUCACCACACGAAGACGACAAUGUGGAAAUAUCGUCAGACAACAAGCAGGACACUUCGAAGCCUACUGCUGAAAUUAAAUAUUGAUUGACAUGAAUGAAUAAUUGAUGUCUUUCGA
This is a messenger RNA of Galendromus occidentalis (western predatory mite), 782 nucleotides long. RefSeq names its product ribosomal protein S3 (gene RpS3). Gene Ontology annotation, cellular component: cytosolic small ribosomal subunit; nucleus. The transcript has 3 exons. Gene Ontology annotation, biological process: translation; positive regulation of apoptotic signaling pathway. The record is from RefSeq and is a predicted model, not a curated record. Lineage: Eukaryota; Metazoa; Arthropoda; Arachnida; Mesostigmata; Phytoseiidae. Gene Ontology annotation, molecular function: RNA binding; structural constituent of ribosome. Bases 32 to 751 code for a protein of 239 amino acids.